AAAACGGGGAGUGAAGAUGCAAGGUCGGGGGAAGAAGGCAGUAUCAAACCAAACUACGACUCUGGGAUGAGGCAAGAGCACACCGCUCCUCAUGGACUGCGGGAAACUUGGGUACUGUAGUGAGAACUGAAAUCGCGGAAUCUUGGUGGACACUGCCCCAGAUCCACAACAGUCGGAGCCACCGUGGCAAACCAAUGCCUGCUACGACAGCCAGCACUGGGUUCAAACGGCGAAAAAGCUGAACUUCAGCCUGGCUGCCGCACAAGCACCUGGGACACUGAGUUUGUCUCUCGCAGAGAUAACUGGCGACGGAGGCGGCAGAACUACGUCUCCCUGGACGCCAUCCUCACACUCACGCACACCCCCCCUCACCGCAAAGCUUGCCGGGAAACCGAGUCUUCCUGAUUCUGUAGACGAGGGCUCCAAGGACCCACCAAACUACGUUUCCCAGGAUGAAUUGCGGCAAGGCAACCCUAGCCCGCUGCUAGGCCCGGUGGUUCCUGGGAAAUGAGUCCAAGCUCUCUUGAAACAAAAUCACCCAAUUAUCGUUGAGACUCCAUUCCCCAGCAAUCUUAUCGUGUAGCAUGCGUUAUGGAGCCGCAUGUCGCAGAGCUGCAGCAGAAGAUUAAAGACACGUUGUGUCCAUUUGGCUUCGAGGUUUAUCCUUUCCAGGUGGCAUGGUACAAUGAACUGCUGCCUGCAGCCUUCCACCUGCCUCUGCCAGGACCUACUCUGGCAUUCUUAGUACUCAGCACACCUGCCAUGUUUGAGCAGGCCUUCAAGCCCUUUGUACGGAGCUGCCAUCUCCAGCCACUGAAAGACCCUGUGGACCAGUGCGUGGCCUACCACCUGGGCCGUGUCAGAGAGAGCCUUCCAGAGCUACAGAUAGAAGUCAUCACUGACUAUGAGGUAUAUCCUAACCGGCGCCCCAAGAUUCUGGCCCAGACAGCAGCCCAUGUGGCGGGGGCUGCUUACUACUACCAACGACAAGAUGUGGAGGAUGAUCCCUGGGGAAACCAGCACAUAUCAGGUGUAUGCAUACACCCGCAGUUUGGUGGCUGGUUUGCCAUUCGAGGGGUGGUCCUGCUACCAGGGAUAGAGGUGCCAGAUCUGCCACCCAGACAACCUCCUGACUGUGUGCCUGCAAGAGCUGAUCGCAUCGCCCUGCUUGAAAGUUUCAAUUUCCGUUGGCGAGACUGGACUUACCGAGAUGCUGUGACCCCACAGGAGCGAUACUCAGAGGAGCAGAAGGCCUACUUUUCCACCCCACCUGCCCAACGUUUAGCCCUACUGGGCUUGGCUCAGCCCUCCGAGGAACCCAGCCCUGUGCCCGCUGGGCUUCCCUUUACUGCACUCACCUCCAAGAAGCCUCACAAUGUCAGCAAGGCUCGGAGCUGGCUCAGCCCCCGAGUCUCACCACCACAAUCACCUGGCCCUUGACACCUUGCUAUCCUGCAAGAUCCCAAUUUUCAGUGGUACUUGCCAGGACCUAACUGGCCUUGGCAAAAACUUUAUUCUGGGUACAAGAGAAGUACUUCUCUGAACACGAGUCUUUAAUGAAGUUAACAAGACACAGGAAGCAUCAUGGUAUAGCCACUGCCAUCUUUGUGGGUACCAGUGUCAUGGCCACAUCACAUCUGAUCCAGUUCCUCGCCAAUAUGCUUGGAAAAGCCGCCUGCCACCCACAUGGGAGACCCAGUUGAAACUCCAAGCUUCAGCCUGGCCCAGCUUUGGCCACCGCGGCCUUUUAGAGAUAAAACCAACGGAUGGAAGAUCUCUGUAACUCUCAAAUAAACCAUGCGAAACCCAUAAGCCCCUGGCUCCUGCCUUUGGAUCAGCUCAGCUCCAGUCUUUGUGGCUAUUUGGGGAGUGAACCAGUGAAUGGAACUUUGUUCUGUUUCCUCUCUGCUAAACCUGUCUUUGAAAUAAAAAUGUCUUUUAAAAAUUUGAUCAAGGGGCCGGCAUGAUGGCUCAACAGACUAAUCCUCCCCAUGAAGUGCCAACAGCUCAUAUGGGCACGGAGUUCAUGUGCCAGCUGCUCUACUUCUGACCCAGCUCCCUCCUCCUGGCCUAGGAAAGCAGCAGGAUGGCCCAAGCCCUUGGACCCCUGAACCCUCAUGAAAGACUGAAAAAAAACUCUGCUUGUGGCAUUUGGGGAGUGAAACAGCAAAUAGAAGAUAAUGUCUAUCCUCCCAUAGAUCUUCCUUUGAAGUACAAAUAGAUUUUAAAAAUUUGAUCAAGGGACCAAUGUGAUAUAG
This is a messenger RNA of Ochotona princeps (American pika), 2258 nucleotides long. RefSeq names its product metabolism of cobalamin associated C (gene MMACHC). The transcript has 4 exons. Gene Ontology annotation, molecular function: FAD binding; cyanocobalamin reductase (cyanide-eliminating) (NADP+) activity; demethylase activity. Gene Ontology annotation, cellular component: cytoplasm. Gene Ontology annotation, biological process: cobalamin metabolic process. The coding region runs from base 592 to 1440 and encodes 282 amino acids. The record is from RefSeq and is a predicted model, not a curated record. NCBI's taxonomy places the organism in Eukaryota, Metazoa, Chordata, Mammalia, Lagomorpha, Ochotonidae.